AUGCCUUGGGGCUUCUCCACCCAGCCCCCUCAGCGUCUUUUCCCUCUCCUUCCCCUCUUUGCUUUAGCUGAUUGCUGCGUAAUUUCAUUCGGCCUUUCAUACUGCCGUCAGCAUUUUGGAACCGUAACGAGACCAGGGUCCCCUGAGGCUGACAGGGAAACAGACGGUGGAAACAAGGCGCAGCUGCCUCCAACUUCAUUCACUCCGGCCCGCCAGGUCCUACACCGUAUCUUAUUUAUUGGCUCCCAGCAACCUUCACUUUUGUCCUUCGUCCUCCUGGUCACAAAGUUCACAUUAUUUGCCUUAGCUUGCUUUACUGUGCUCUUCAUGGCACUAGACAUCCCUAAAGAUACUCCCGACUGCGGAGAAGGGAUUUUAAUCACAUCAAUCUUUCUUAUUAUUCUUAUUAUAAUAUUUACAGUGCUUCGGGUUGUCAGUAAGUUUGUUACUCAUCAAGACUGGUGGUGGGAUGACUUCUUCGCUCUCCUUGCAUUACCGUUCGAGUUAAUCGUCCUCUCCCUCGUGGUGGCGUGGAGACAAAUCGGCCUCGGUUAUCAUAUGGAGGUAGUGGCCGCAAUAAACCCAGAAUAUCUUCUUACCGGCGCCCGUUAUCUCUACGUGGCAAUUUUUUUCUUCGACGGCUCAGUCUGUUUGCCAAAGAUUUCGGCCUUGUUCUUCUAUGCCCGCAUAUUUCGAACAAAUAACCGCACCUUCCGCAUACAUCUCUGGAUCGUGGGUGGACUUACAUCUACAUGGCUCUUGGCAGCCUGGAUCUCUACCGGUCUUGAAUGUCAGCCCAUUGCAAAGGCCUGGAAUACUGUAUUACCAGGAACAUGCAUUGCCCAGUUUCAAUGGUAUUUAUCAACGGCCGCUCUCUCGUGUAUGAUUGACUUCUACAUCUUGUUCCUCCCGAUUCCCAUGAUUUGGGGUCUGCAAGCCAGUCUGAAGCGCCGUGUAUAUCUCCUGAUUGCCUUCAUGAUGGCUUACUCAGUCGUGGUGUUAUCCCUUGGCCGCCUCGUUGCUGUCAUCCAAUUCAUUCCUAUCAUGAAUCAGGACCUCACUUGGCACUUUGUUAAAUAUGGCUACUGGUCUAUUCUCGAGGGAUCGAUCUCUAUCAUCUCCAUCAGUGUUCCUAGUUGCCUUGCCUUAGCGAAGGCUCUACGGAAUACUUCAGAUCCAAAGAUUUAUUUGGAUAGUAAUAAAGCUAGUACAAACUCUCCUAGCUAUAUUAGCUCCCAUUUCGGUGAGCAAAAGGAUACUGUCUCCUGGCAGAAUGGGCACUCGGGUUGCGGCAGUGUCGACAAGCUCGUUUCAGAUAUCCAUGUCAGCCCGGGUGAGUAUGGGCAUCACCGGAACUUGGAUAUCCCACUUGGCGCGGUCCGCAUUGAAACCGAUAUCGAGCCUUCAGCAGGUCUUCAGCUUAGCGGGGGUCGUUUCGAUAGGAAUGAUAUGGGAAUAAGCCAGUAUCUUCUUAACUUAUUGACAACAUGCUCUCAGAUUUUACCCGGUUACUAUGAGGAAGUAAGUGCAGGCAGGUAG
Messenger RNA from Aspergillus niger, 1539 nucleotides. RefSeq lists its product as uncharacterized. The record is from RefSeq and is a predicted model, not a curated record. The transcript is spliced from 4 exons. The coding region runs from base 1 to 1539 and encodes 512 amino acids. NCBI's taxonomy places the organism in Eukaryota, Fungi, Ascomycota, Eurotiomycetes, Eurotiales, Aspergillaceae.